Messenger RNA from Syngnathoides biaculeatus (alligator pipefish), 4468 nucleotides. It is a transcript of the gene pkn1b, whose product is annotated as protein kinase N1b. Gene Ontology annotation, molecular function: ATP binding; protein serine/threonine kinase activity; small GTPase binding. NCBI's taxonomy places the organism in Eukaryota, Metazoa, Chordata, Actinopteri, Syngnathiformes, Syngnathidae. The transcript is spliced from 22 exons. Gene Ontology annotation, biological process: signal transduction; protein phosphorylation. The record is from RefSeq and is a predicted model, not a curated record. The coding region runs from base 897 to 3707 and encodes 936 amino acids.
UAUUAAUGAUAAUGUCUAAAUUUUAUCCAGUUAUAGUGCGAGAAGGUAACAUUCCUCGGUUACUUGUUGGAGGUCCACUUGAAGAAGAGAGGACUCGUUCUCUGAGGGAAACACUCGCAUUAUCAUUUCUCCAUUGCAUGUCUGUCACUCUCAUCUUGCCUUGAUUUGCUAUGGAAAAAAAAAAUGUAAAAUUACACACGUAUGUUGAGGAGGUGGGGGCGUGGGUGAGGGUGAGCAAGUUUCAGUCUUUCGUGACCACCCUGUAGAUCCGCCCCCGUCCCUUCAUUUUGUUGCGGUUAACGAGCGCCCAUCCUAGAUGGCUUUCGACUGAGUUGUGGGGGAUACUGUACUCCGUAAUUUUCCAAUGGACACUUUGCUGCAACACGUGGGCUUCCGGGCUUUAUUCUGAAAGUCGCCACCGGAAGUGAGGUUUCUGUUUUCCCUCCUUGAAGUGUCUUCGCGUCUGUUUUCUGCCCUCCCAGAGCUGCUGUUCCAAUUCAACCGUGUCCGAUCAGGAGUACGCGAAAGCCGGCGACAUGGCCCCGGGCGCCCGCGGGAGGUGGAGCGGAGUGUGGCUCUGAUUCCGGGGGAUGAGCAGACAGCCACCCCAGGCACCCCAGCCACCUCCUCCUCGCUCCCACCACCUCAAGACACGCUGCACUGCGCGAUGCGGCUCGAGGUCCAGCCUGGAGGCGACUGUCUCCUCUCUCCUCUGCGCUCGAAUCUCCUCCUGUCCGGGUUCAGGUUGACGCUUCCUCCGAGUACUUUUAAGGGAGUGGACUGUUGCUAACUACGGCGCUACCGACGUUUGCCCGCUUUCUGGUCGCGACUAGGAAUUACACCAUGAUCUGAUCUUUAAAACCAAGCGGGCGCUAAUAGGAGUCACCUGGAAGCACAUGAUGGCCAAUAACAACGAGCUGCAAACCGAUACCGGCGGCCUUUCUGUGCUGCAGCAGCUCGGCCUGGACCAGAACACCGACCUCUCAGACUCUGGCGUCCAGCAGCGCCUGGACGAGUACCGCGAGAGGAUCCGCAGGGAGAUCCGCAAGGAGCUGAAGAUCAAGGAGGGGGCGGAGAAUCUCCGCAGGGCCACCACGGACAAGAGAAACGCCCAACAGGUGGACUCGCAGCUCCGCAGUUCCAAACGCAAGCUGGAGUGUCUCCACGCUCAACUGCAGGAGCUGGACGCACACAUUGUGGUCAAGGGCCACAACGAGAAUGAAGAUGCUGCAAUAUCUCCAGGCUCAGUUAGUCGACCUUCUGCCCACCAACACCGCAUUGCUGCGUUGGAGCGCCAGCUAAACAUUGAAUUGAAGGUCAAACAGGGCGCCGAAAACAUGAUUCCCAUUUACGCCAAUGGAGCUACCAAGGACAAGAAGCUUCUCCAGGCAGCUCAGCAAAUGCUGCAGGACAGCAAGACGAAGAUCGACAUCAUCCGCAUGCAGAUCCGGAAGGCCAUGCAGGCCACAGAACAGUCCGAGGACAACCAGUCUAAACCUGACUUGUGUGGGGUGGAGCUACGCGUGGAGGAGCUGUGGCAUCAUUACCGCGUGGAGCACGCCAUGGCGGAGGGAGCCAAGAACAUGCUGCGACUGCUCGGUGCAGGAAAGGUCCAAGACAAAAAGGCCAUGGCAGAGGCACAAUGUGGUCUGAGCGAGUCAUCCCAGCGCCUGGACCUGCUCAGGUGCUCUUUGGAGCAGCGGCUGCAGGAGCUCCCGGAGGACCACCCGAAGGCCUGUCUGAUCAAGGAGGAGCUGGCGUUGGCUUCCUCCGCAGCUUUUAGCACCCGCCACAGCACGCCAUAUGUUCACAACCAGUACAGCACCUUGAGUAAACCGUCACCUCUCACAGGAACCCUUGAAGUGCAUCUCCUGGGAUGUGUCGGGCUCCCCGAGGUUGUCCCAGGCAGGAGCAGAGCGACCCCCGUGGUUCUUCCCGCUUACUCUCCAGGAGACGGACGCUCCUCCUUUAAACUGAGUGGCCUCUACAGCCGCGGCACCAGUAGCAUGAGCCUCAAGAGCCCUGGCAAGAAUGAUGAGCUAUCUCAGGAAGUCAGUGCAGUUCUGAAGCUGGAGAACACAGUGGUGGGUCAGACCGCUUGGAAAACCUUUGGCGAUCAGACGUGGGAUCAAAGCUUCACUGUGGAGCUGGAAAGGUCCAGGGAGUUGGAGAUUGCCGUGUACUGGAGGGAUUACCGCUCCCUUUGCGCUCUGAAGUACCUCAAACUGGAGGAGUUUUUGGAUAACCAAAGACACCGAGUCAAACUAGAACUUGAACCACAGGGGCUGCUGCUGGCAGAGGUGACUUUUUUCAACCCAGUAAUAGAGAGAGGACGCCGGCUCCAGAGACAAAAGAAUGUCUUUUCUAAACAGCACGGAAAGGCAUUCCUGCGUGCUCGUCAGAUGAACGUAGACAUCAGCACGUGGGUUCGCCUGCUGCGGAAUGCCAUCCCGAGCGGCAGCAAUCCACCUGCGUACACGCCGACUUUCUCAAGCAACACUCUCUCGCACAGCCCCGGAGAAAUCUCGGUCGAAAAGCUAACCCUGGAAACAGACUCUCCCUUCAAGAGCGAGAUCGGAGACUUUACAACUGUGCGGCAGCUGGCAGUCAUCGAGCCCCCUUCCGUGCCGGAUGCUCCUGUUCCUGACCCCCCAACCAGAUCACAGUCCCGAGACUCGUUGCGCAGACCAAGCAGAGGUUUGCCUGUUUGCCUGCAGGAUUUCAAGUUGAUAGCAGUGCUCGGCAGGGGGCACUUCGGCAAGGUGUUGUUGUCAGAAUACAAGCAGACAGGCAGCCUGUACGCCAUCAAAGCCCUGAAGAAAGGAGACAUCGUCACACGGGAUGAAGUGGAAAGUCUGAUGUGCGAGAAGCGGAUCUUUGAGACCGUCAACAGCUCCCAUCACCCGUUCCUGGUCAACCUGUUUGCGUGUUUCCAGACGCCUGAACACGUGUGCUUCGUCAUGGAGUACACCGCAGGAGGGGACCUGAUGAUGCAUAUCCACGCGGACGUCUUUUCGGAGCCACGUGCUGUGUUCUACUCCGCUUGUGUGGUCUUGGGUCUGCAGUUCCUUCAUGACCAUAAGAUUGUUUAUCGAGAUCUGAAGCUAGACAACCUGCUGCUCGAUGUAGGUGGUUUUGUUAAAAUAGCAGACUUUGGUCUAUGUAAAGAAGGUAUGGGUUACGGGGACAGGACCAGUACAUUUUGUGGGACCCCUGAGUUUUUGGCCCCAGAAGUACUCACGGACACCUCAUACACAAGAGCCGUCGACUGGUGGGGCCUGGGGGUGCUCGUCUAUGAAAUGUUGGUCGGGGAGUCUCCGUUUCCAGGCGAUGAUGAAGAGGAGGUUUUUGACAGCAUCGUGAAUGACGAAGUCCGCUACCCACGCUUCCUCUCGACCGAGGGCAUUGCCAUUAUGAGACGGCUCCUGAGAAGGAAUCCCGAGAGGCGGCUGGGCUCUGGGGAAAAAGAUGCCGAAGACGUCAAAAAACAACCUUUCUUCAGAGACAUGGACUGGGAGGCUCUCCUUCAUCGGAAAGUCUCGCCUCCUUUUGUCCCGACCAUCGCAGGAAAAGAAGACGUCAGCAACUUCGAUGUGGAGUUUACAGCUGAGGCGCCGACCCUCACGCCGCCCCGCGAGCGGCGCACCCUCUCCCGCAAGGAACAGGCCUAUUUUAAGGAUUUUGACUAUGUAUCUGACCUCUGCUAGGUUCUACAGAUUAGUAGAUGUCCCUCUCCCAGCCUCAGACUCUAAGAGGACAGCGAUGAGGAUGGGAUAGCUGAGUGCAGGAACUCAAUGGGAUGAAGAAUUGGCUGGGACCUGCGUGUGUGUGUGUGUGUGUGUGUGCGUGUGUGUGUGUGUGUGUGUGUGUGUGUGUGUGUGUGCGUGUGUGUGUGUGUGUGUGUGCGUGUGUGUGUGUGUGUGCGUGUGCGCGCAACACCGUAGGGGCAGAUCAGCCGGAAUGUGAUCGCGUGUCUAGCACAGCUGCAGUGUCCCUGACCUGCUGACCUUUUUGACAAUCUAGAGGGGGCUUUUAGAGGAAACCGAGAUGAUAACUGAAGAUAAUCCAGAUUAUGUAGCAACUGAGUUGACUGGUCCUGCUGUUUGGACUGCGCUGUCUGGAGUCGAUGACAAAUCAGCCUCAUUGUCAUCGAAAAGAUCAACGAGCCAAAAAGUAUCAAUCGGAAGCUAAUCCUCAUCACGCCAGAUUUUUGUCUCCCGUCCUGUCUUUUUGUUUCUUCUGUGUGCUGCUGCGACGUUGCCGCCGCCACCGCAACCCUGGCUCAGUCACUAUGAAUGUACAAUGUCAACCUCAGUCAGGUGCAACUUCAAAAUGAACACUUGGGGACGCCAAAGAAACAAACAAAUCUGCUUGUUGUCUGUCCUUCAAAUUCUGUUGCUUUCUGAUGAAUGUGUCAAAGAUAAGAUGUGAUGCUCUUUAAUAAUAAAAAAAAAUAAAAAAGACACGU